Sinocyclocheilus anshuiensis is the source of this 2579-nucleotide messenger RNA. RefSeq lists its product as uncharacterized. Gene Ontology annotation, biological process: skeletal muscle fiber development; carbohydrate metabolic process. Gene Ontology annotation, molecular function: hydrolase activity, hydrolyzing O-glycosyl compounds. Lineage: Eukaryota; Metazoa; Chordata; Actinopteri; Cypriniformes; Cyprinidae. The transcript is spliced from 3 exons. The record is from RefSeq and is a predicted model, not a curated record. Bases 214 to 2274 code for a protein of 686 amino acids.
CUUGCUUCUGAUGUGUUCAUGAACGUUCCGAGCAACAGAGUUUUGACCGAUGUGCAGUCGUAAUGUCGAUUUCAGAGCAUGGCAGAAGUCAUCAUGGCCAGCUGCUACUUCAACCAUGUGCAGCCCAUGUGCAGUACACCUAAAACAGUCUACUUUCUGCUCAUGAGUUAGAAAGAUUUUACAGAAGGCUGUGUGCAUAAGAGUGUUGUGAAGAUGUACCAGAUCGUAUCAUCAACUGUUGGAGAUUUUGGCAUUGGUGCCAUGAGCCAUUACUCACCACCUAAGCAGAAGAGAGUUGGUAGACCAAGGCGCCCAGUGAUAAAAGCGAGUGUGCUUGGAGUCAUACUGGUUCUUGCUGCGAUUGUAGCAUGGUGCUACUACUCCGCUUCUCUCCACAAGGCCAACCUUCUGACAACUGAACGACUGGAUCUUAACAAAGAUGGUUUUUUCAUCCGAAACCAAGCUGGGGUUGUCAUUUUCAAAAUGGCAUUCAGGUCUGGAACCCUUGAUCUGGACUCAUGUUCAAAAGAGGGACAGAUUCUCAGAUGUGACAAAUCCAUAGCUGGAAAUAUACAUUUCUUCAUAGAAACGGUAAAGCCUAAAGACACAGUUGAGUGCUAUCGUGUGCGCUGGGAUGAGCUGGAGGAACAUCGGUUGGUGGAGCAUGUCAUGUCCUGCAGUGGAUCACACUGGUACGGUGGUGCGGAGACUUGGUUGCAGCAUUGGCCAAUAGUAUUAAAAGGACAGCAAGAACCCAAACCUUUCAUUACAGGCGAUAUCCAUUCGAAUUAUCAGGCAUUUGGUGGCAUCUUAGAGCGCUACUGGCUUUCUUCCAAUGCUACGGCCAUAAAAAUUAAUGAUUCUGUUCCUUUUCACCUUGGCUGGGAUGAAACGAACAGAACUCUGUGGUUCCAAGCUCGAUACGAUGACAGCCCUUAUAGGCCAGACCCCGGUAAUCCCCAUCAUGUGACACUUAGCUAUCGUGUAUGUGUCGGGCAUGACAUCACCUCUAUACACAAGUACAUGGUACGUCGAUAUUUCAACAAGCCCAAUAAGGUUCCCUCAGAAGCUGUUUUCAGACAACCAAUGUGGUCUACAAAAGCUCUAGAAGAAGUCAACGAAGAAAGAAUUUUGAAAUAUGCAUCUGAUAUUCAAAAAAAUGGCUUCAACUGCAGUCACCUGGAGCUGUACGACAGAUAUACUAGUGGCUAUGGGGAGUUUGAGUUAGAUCCCAUCAAGUUUCCCAACGCCUCAGCCAUGUUUCAAAAACUUAGGGAUGAUGGAUUCCAGGUAACCUUGUGGACUCAUCCAUUUGUCAACUAUAAUUCUGUCAAUUUUGGUGUUGGAGUAGAACAAGGACUGUUUGUACGAGUGCCCGGUAGCCAGCUUCCUGCAUUGGUGCGUUGGUGGAAUGGUAUCGCUGGCAUUUUGGAUUUCACAAAUCCAGAAGCUCGGGACUGGUAUGCCUUGAAUCUCUGCACCCUCAAGAACAAGUAUGGAGUGGUAUCUUUUAAGUUUGAUGCAGGAGAAACAAGCUACUUACCCCAGCAGUUCAGUACCUUUGUUCCUCUGCAGGAUCCCAGUACUUUUACUCGCCGCUACACUGAGAUGGCACUACCGUUCAAUGACCGUGCAGAGCUGCGGUCCGGCUAUCAGUCUCAAAACAUCUCCUGCUUCUUCAGAAUUAUAGACCGUGACUCACUAUGGGGAUACACCCUAGGCCUCAAAUCUAUAAUUCCAACUGUACUUACUAUAAGUAUUCUUGGCUACCAGUUUAUUCUGCCAGACAUAAUAGGCGGAAGUACAACCUCUAACCUCACUGGCCUUCCAGAUCGUGAGCUGUACAUCCGUUGGCUAGAGCUCUCAGCUUUCAUGCCAGCCAUGCAGUUCUCACUUCCACCAUGGCACUAUGAUGAUGAGGUAGUGAAUAUCGCCAAGAAGUUCACUGCUCUCCAUGAGUCGCUUGUAGCCCCUCGGGUUCUGGAGCUUGCUGGGGAAGUGCUGUACACUGGGGAUCCCAUCAUUCGCCCUCUUUGGUGGAUUGCAACAGAUGAUGAGGCAGCUUACAAAAUUGACUCUCAGUUCCUGAUAGGAGAUGACCUUCUGGUGGCACCUGUACUUGAACCAGGCAAGCAAGAAAGAGAUAUAUACCUUCCUGCGGGCAGGUGGAGAAGUUACAAGGGAGAGUAUUACAAGGGAGACAAAGGACCCAUAUACCUUACUGAUUAUCCAGUGGACUUGGAUGAAGUUGCUUACUUUGUGUGGUCAGGAUAGUUGUAAGUAGGUACAGGAUGAGCCCAAACAAAACCCCAAGUCUGCUAAAUACUGAUCUGGCCAUACCAUAACUUAUUUGUACAAUCAUGUGACUUUUAAACAAAAUGAAUAGUUUGUAUACUAAUAGCACCAGCAAGGUUUAUGUUGUAGUUUGUCCAUAUGUUGAUAAUGCAUACGUCUCAAGAAAUAGGCUUCUCAGAAAAUAGGCCACCCACCUGUCGCAAAAAAAAUUGUCAUUAUUAUGGUUUCUGAUCAUUGUGAGUAAAAUAUCAGCACAUUUUCAGUUUAAAGCAAAAUCCAGUGAA